AUGGCGGGGGGUGGAUACCAGCAAGGUGGCUACCAGCAAGGAGGAGGCUUCCAGCAGCAGGGAGGCCAUCAUCAGGCCGGCUACCAACAAGACCGCCCUCCUUCUGGUGAGGCCGGCUCAUACUAUGGUGAAAACCAACAAGGCCAGCAACAGUUUGGCACGCAGCAUGGACACGGCCAAGAAGGAUACGGACAACAACAGGGGGGCUAUGGCCAAUCUCAGCAUCAGUCGGGACCCCCUCCUUACCAGAACCAAAGUAACUACGGCAACCAGGGAUACCGCAACGACGGCCCGCCUGGAUCCAACGGUCCGGAAGGCGAGGACGGCGAGCGUGGUCUGACGGGUGCUCUUGCUGGCGGCGCUGCCGGCGCCUUCGGCGGUCACAAGGUUGGCGGUAACUACGGCCACAGCAAGGCCAGCACUUUCAUCGGUGCCGUUGCAGGAGCUUUUGCCGGACACAAGUUGCAGGACGGUGUGUCUGACUGGAAGGACAAGCGUGAUGAGGAGAAGAAGCACGAGCACGACCAAAAGCAUGAGCACGACCGCCCUCACUCCCCUCCCAAGGACCACCAUCGUGGUGGACACCACGACGACCGCCACGGCGAUGACAAGCCUCGCAGUGGAAACUACGGCGGUGGCUUCACCGGCUCAGCUAGAGACAUUCGUCUUGACGCCCAUGGAGAGUAUAACCUCCACGCGUCAUGCAAGCGUCGUGAUGGUGAGUGGCAGAGCAGUACCAUCAGCCUGAACAGAAUUCUCGAGAACGACCACGGUAGCUUCCGCUGGUCUUCUGGUGGUGGCGGCGGCGGCGACUCUUCCGUGACCGUCCAGCAGGGCGAUACCCUCCGCAACAUCGCCGCGAGAUUUAAUGUCGGGUUCGAGGAGAUUGCGAGACACAACAACAUCCCCAACCCGGACCAGAUCUGGCCCGGCCAGGUCCUUCAGGUUCCCGGCCGUGGUGGCAACUCCGGCGGCAACUUCGGCGCCUCUGCACGGGACGCCCGUCUGGUUCAGGGUGGCCAGGUCCUCGAGGCUGAGCUGUCCCGCAACGGCCAGUGGGUUCGCAGCUCUAUCAACUUGGAUGAGAGAAUAGGAAAUAACAACGGAACCUUGCACCUUGUUUAA
Messenger RNA from Colletotrichum phormii, 1125 nucleotides. Its product is annotated as CVNH domain-containing protein. The transcript has 2 exons. The record is from RefSeq and is a predicted model, not a curated record. Bases 1 to 1125 code for a protein of 374 amino acids. Gene Ontology annotation, cellular component: outer membrane. Lineage: Eukaryota; Fungi; Ascomycota; Sordariomycetes; Glomerellales; Glomerellaceae.